AUUCCUUCAUCCUUUAAUUAACUCAAUUGUCAUAAUUAGAGAAAGAAAAAAAUGGGUUCCAAGGCAUUUCUGAUUCUUGGCCUUUUUUUGGCCAUAUUUGUAAUGAUAAGUUCUGAGGUUUUAGCUAGGGAGUUGGCUGAGACUUCCACCACUACAUCAGAAGAGGACUCCAAGAAAUCCAGUAACAAAAAUGAAGUUCAUGAAGUCCAAUUUGGCGGAUACCCCGGUGGUGGCGGCGGAUACCCAGGUGGUGGUGGCGGUGGAUACCCUGGUGGCGGAUAUCCUGGAGGCGGCCAUGGUGGUGGUGGUGGAUAUCCUGGUGGCGGCCAUGGUGGUGGUGGAUACCCAGGCGGUGGCCGUGGUGGUGGCGGAUACCCUGGCGGUGGACGUGGUGGUGGCGGAUACCCUGGCGGUGGACAUGGUGGUGGCGGAUACCCUGGCGGUGGACAUGGUGGUGGUGGUAGAUAUUCAGGAGGUGGUGGACAUGGAGGCCACGGUGGACGUGGUGGUGGUGGCCGAAAGUGCUGUUCUUAGAUACUUAAAGGUGAAUAGUAAUAUAUAAUCACCUUGUACUUAGUGGCAAGAUGUAAUAGUAAUAUAUAAUCACCUUGUACUUAGUGGCAAGAUGUAAUAGUAAUAUUCUUGCUGCUUUUUCGAUAGAGCUUAUUGUAAGAAUUAUGAAAUAAAAGCUAUCAUGUUAUGUUUGUUAA
This is a messenger RNA of Solanum dulcamara, 710 nucleotides long. Its product is annotated as glycine-rich cell wall structural protein-like. The coding region runs from base 52 to 534 and encodes 160 amino acids. The record is from RefSeq and is a predicted model, not a curated record. Lineage: Eukaryota; Viridiplantae; Streptophyta; Magnoliopsida; Solanales; Solanaceae. The transcript is spliced from 2 exons.